Hemisphaericaspora subhashii is the source of this 1871-nucleotide messenger RNA. RefSeq lists its product as uncharacterized. The annotation marks the transcript as partial. Lineage: Eukaryota; Fungi; Ascomycota; Pichiomycetes; Serinales; Debaryomycetaceae. The record is from RefSeq and is a predicted model, not a curated record. The transcript has 2 exons.
AUGUUAACUCAAAACUUGUUUGAGAUAAAUAUUGACUACUUGGCCAACCUAGGGUACUUCACUGUCGAUAACACAGACCGCGGUGGAGAGGCGUGGUUCAGAGUUGAUAAUUUCAAUAAUGAUGGUCUAGCUUAUUUUGCUUAUGUAAAUUCUUACUGGCCGGUAUUGUCUAACAGUGGGGAAAUUUGUUCAAGAGCAUCAUGGACCCUGGCGGAAUCUUACAGGUAUGAUGGCGGAUGUGUGGCACUUGAUCAUAGUACUUUUGAAGCCCAGAGUGUUGACGGUGAAGCAGUAUUCUGUUUUUCAGGGGAAUGGUCCGAGAUUUUUAUUGGUGCGAUGUAUGACACUGUCCAAGUGGCUGGAUUAGGCAUUCCUAAUACCUACAUCAGAAUAAGAGCGGAAGGCGAAUAUGAGUUUUCUUACGAUGGAAGCAUUUUAAGUAUCAUCUACGAGACUGGUACCGAGUACAAAUUUGAUAUUGGUCCUGGUUAUGAUGCGAACAAUUUCACCAUUCGUAAAGGCGACCCUUUGUUAACCAUCAGCUACAAUAUUCCUUUGGAAUCCGGGCUGGGAAACGAAUGUCCAUGUGUGUGCAAUAGAAUUCUACAACAGUCUGCUCCAAGGGAAGAAGAUUUCUAUAUCAGCACUGACUCUAUGGAAGAAGCCACAAGUGGUUCGGAGGAUAUAGUUGAAACUCAAACUACCGAGACAGAAUCCGGGGAAGACCUACCAAGUGAGUCCACAGAAGAAGAGCAAACCACAGAGUUCGAAACGUCUCAGUUUGAAGAAUCCAGCGAGCAAUCUGUUCAAACAUCGACUGUUUUGGAGUCUAGCAGCGAUUCUGGGAAUAAUGGGGCAGCUGCUGAUGCUGAAACGAGUGCUAUCCCAGAAUUUACUUCUACCUAUGUAACAACGGUGGUUGCUCCCAGUGCUGCUUCUGGUAGUGGAAUUAUUAAUGAGAUACCCAUAAAGGGGUUUUUGGUCUCUGCGAUAGAAAUCGAAACACACUAUCAGGUUGGUGGAACCUUCGUAUAUCCAAGCGUUGAAAAUAAAGGUCUAUUGUCCCCUGUUGACAUCGAAUCCUUUGACGUACAAGCCAUCUGGAAUUCAAACGACUUUUAUGUGGAAACGUCGACCAUAGCUGGGGAUAGCUAUAAUCUCCCAUUGAGGAUCACCAAUUGGGGAAAUUUCCUUACCAUUUUAUCGGUUGAAAAACCGGUUGAGAUCCACACGGAAUAUGUCGUCAACUUUGGCUACUUCGCCCUACAGAAUAUUAACAAUUAUGAGUUGUUGCUUGGCUUGCAGGAAUUUUUCAAUUAUAAUAUAGCGUAUUUUACCAAUGUAAAUGUUUCGGGGUUUGGGAUUGCUGGAAGUGGAACCCUGUGUGCAAGAGGGUCAAGUUUCGAUAUGGUGUAUUUCCAGGGAACUGGUUGUAUGGUUCUUGAUAAUAGCACUUAUAAAACUGCUUUAGUCUUUGAUGACCACUACUUUUGCUUUGCUGGUGAUCGUUCCGAACUUAGCAUCACAUCUUCGGAGGGUGUGGUUAUUAAAGUCGCCGGGUUCGGUAUGCCACAUAUAAUCAAGGUUCCAAAUUAUGGAUCCUAUCAAUAUUCUUAUGAGUUAGGAGUUUUUAGACUUGUAUUCGAUUCUGGGGUCACUACCCAAUUUGAUAUUGGUUCAGGAUAUGAUAUAAGAAAUUUCACGUUUAGUAGCACUCAGGAUGGGUUAAGUAUUGGUUACAAUUCGAUUGUGGACUCCAGAGUGGGAAACGAAUGUCCUUGUGAGUGUGACUAUGAGGUUCUACCACAAUCAGCUCCAAGGAUCGGAGAAUCAUAUUCUACUUUAAAACCUAUUUUGGAACACCCCACUGA